Neoarius graeffei (lesser salmon catfish) is the source of this 5352-nucleotide messenger RNA. It is a transcript of the gene pkn3, whose product is annotated as protein kinase N3. Gene Ontology annotation, biological process: signal transduction; protein phosphorylation. Gene Ontology annotation, molecular function: small GTPase binding; protein serine/threonine kinase activity; ATP binding. Lineage: Eukaryota; Metazoa; Chordata; Actinopteri; Siluriformes; Ariidae. The record is from RefSeq and is a predicted model, not a curated record. The transcript has 22 exons. The coding region runs from base 378 to 3224 and encodes 948 amino acids.
CUAGUAUUCAUUGGGCUGUGUUUAUGAUUGACAUGUACUGGAGCCAAUCAUUUUCCAGGGAGCUGUCAGUGGAAUUUCAAACCUCAGGAAAACGGAAACUUUCCAAAGUACCGGUAUCAGUCAGUCUGUCUGUCUGUUGGUUAGUCGUAGCCUCGGUCCUGGAGAGGCAGUUAAUGGUUGGGAAAUGUAGGAGAGGUUUAAGUUUAAUCAUGUUUGGUGUUAUUUAACCACGACUAAGUUAGCCCGGAGGACGGGUUCUCUUUAAGAUAGGUAACUUAGUCACUUAACAAAUAAACCGAAACCUGCUGCUUGACGCUUUUCCUCCCUCACACAGGAGAGAGAGAGAGAGAGAGAGAGAGAGAGACAGACAGACAGACAUGGCGGGUGUAAUACUUCAGCCCAGCUGCUUGCGGGGACUGCCUGAGGGCGACUUGCUUGACCCGGUGUUCCAGCAGCGGCUAGAAGACGCCCGUGGUCUGCUCAGGCAGGAGAUCCAGCGGGAACUGAAGAUCAAAGAGGCAGCAGAGCGGAUGCGCCGUGCUGUCACCAACAAGAAGAGCGCAGCUGACGUGGAGGGCCAACUACGCGCCUCCACUCGCAAGCUGGAGCAGCUUCACUGGGAGCUUCAGGAGCUGAAUGCCCACGCCAUGGCUACAGAGAGAGAGACCACCACAGAUGCUGCCAUUUCUCCAGACCCAUGCCACUGGGAGGACUCCACGUCACCUCUGGGCAAUCGCAUCCGCACCCUGAGGAAGCAGCUCAACAUGGAGCUGAAGGUGAAGCAAGGAGCCGAGAACAUCAUCCAGACGUAUGCCAGCAGUUCAGUCAAGGACCGAAAGAUGCUGUCCACAGCCCAGCAGAUGCUGCAGGAUAGUAGGACCAAGAUCGAGCUUCUGCGCAUGCAGAUUGUUAAAGUAACUCAGGCCAGAGAGGGCGAGCGCGAGGCCUCAGAAACAGACGGUCGGCCUUCAGAGACCAUCAGCCCCCUGGAGCUGAGAAUGGAAGAGCUUCGGCACCACCUGAGGAUCGAGGCUGCAGUGGCUGAAGGGGCCAAGAACGUGGUGAGGCAGCUUGGAGGCCGCCGAAUGCAAGAUCGCCGCGCGUUGGCUGAGGCUCAAGCUCGUCUGCAGGAGUCCUCUCAGAAGCUCGAUCUUCUGCGUCUCUCUCUGGAGCGGAGGCUCGUGGAGCUUCCUCCAGAUCACCCCAAACUGUCCGACAUUAAAGAGGAGUUGACUGUGGGAACCUCACCCAACCUGAACAUGCAGAGGGACUGCCAGCGCUCUUCGUCAUCUGCCUCCUCAUCUUCGUUCUUCAAACCUGCCAGCCUUACAGGUCGGCUGGAAGUCAGAUUAAUGGGCUGUCAGGAUCUGUUAGAAUCUGUGCCAGGCCGCUGUCGCGUGGCUUGUGCUUCCUCCUCCCCCAGCAGCCCCUCUGAAGCCAAGUCCCUGAGAAUGAGGACCGGCCUGUCCACACGCAGCACCAAUGGCAAGAUGGCCAAAACCGACGAACUGUCCACGGAAAUCAGUGCGGUGUUGAAAGUAGAUAACCGGAUGGUGGGUCGAACACACUGGCGGCCUGUGGGCAAAGAAGCCUGGGACCAAAGCUUCAGCAUCGAACUGGAGAGGUCUCGGGAGCUGGAGAUCGGUGUGUAUUGGCGAGAUUGGAGAGCUUUGUGUGCCGUGAAGUUCCUACGGCUAGAGGAUUUUCUGGAUAACCAGCGGCAUGGCAUGUGCCUUUACCUGGAACCACAAGGCACACUGUUCACUGAGGUGAGAUUCAUCAACCCUGUCAUUGAGCGGCAUCCGAAGCUACAGCGACAGAAGCGUAUAUUCCCAAAAGAGAAAGGUAAAAACUUCUUACGGGCAGCGCAAAUGAACAUGAACUUCGCCACGUGGGGCCGUCUGAUGAUGAGCGUGUUGCCGCCGUGCAGCAGCACCAUUACAGCUAUGAGCCCCCCACUGGCCUCCACUGACAUGUCCUCUCCACCCCAAGACUCUGAUCUCACCUCCCCUCCAUCUGCAGAAAAAACCUCCACAUCCACCCCUCCUCCAUCAGGAGACUCGGCAAUCGUCAAACUGAAUUUCAGCGAGGAGCGUCCUCCCAAACCCCCUCGUCUCUACCUGUCGAAGGCAGAGACCCCUGUGUCUGUGAACUUGAAGGGUAACCAAGCUGAAGAUUGUAGAGGCAGAGCUGUGCUGAAGCCCAUUCCGAAGCAAACACAUGAGCUGCAAAUGGAUGAUUUCAUCUGUAUCUCUGUCCUUGGUAGAGGCCACUUUGGAAAGGUGCUGCUAGCAGAGUAUAAGAGCACAGGGAAGCUGUAUGCCAUCAAAGCCUUGAAGAAAGGAGACGUGGUGACCCGUGAUGAAGUAGACAGUCUGAUGUGUGAGAAGAGGAUUUUUGAGACCAUUAAUGCAUCCAGUCACCCGUUUCUUGUCAACCUUCAUGGCUGCUUCCAGACAUGUGACCAUGUGUGCUUCGUAAUGGAGUACUCACCUGGAGGUGACCUGAUGACCCACAUACACACCAGCAUCUUCAGUGAACGCCAGGCCCGAUUUUAUGCUGCCUGUGUACUCCUGGGUCUUGAGUUUCUGCACCUGAACAAAAUUGUUUACCGGGACCUGAAACUGGACAAUCUUUUAAUGGAUGCUGACGGCUUUGUGAGAAUAGCGGAUUUUGGACUUUGCAAAGAAGGAAUGGGACACGGUGACCGUACGUCCACCUUCUGUGGAACUCCAGAAUUCUUGGCCCCUGAGGUUUUAACAGACAGCAAUUAUACCCGUGCUGUGGACUGGUGGGGUCUCGGUGUGCUCAUCUAUGAAAUGCUAGUGGGAGAGUCUCCUUUCCCAGGUGAUGAUGAGGAGGAAGUAUUUGACAGCAUAGUGAACGAUGAAGUGCGUUACCCCAGGUUCCUCUCCCCAGAGUCAGUCUCGAUCAUUCAGAAGCUGUUGCAGAAAAGCCCAGAAAAACGGCUCGGGGCUGGAGAGCAGGACGCUAACGAGGUGAAAAGGCACAGGUUCUUUCAGGGAGUGGACUGGGAAGCCUUGCUAGCCAAGCGAGUGAAGCCUCCGUUCCUGCCGAGCAUCAAAGCCCCGGGUGACGUGAGCAACUUUGACGAAGAGUUCACGCGCCUAAAGCCCGUGCUUACCCCUCCAAACACACCCUUCUUCCUCACAGCCGAGCAGCAGGAGAUCUUCGCAGAUUUCGACUUCUCCUCACUUCACUGACCGUCUGAGACUUGAUGGAUAAGGGGAACGUGACCCAUCAAGGCUCUGUCCUUAUCCUGCCUGAGCCCUUUCUUUUGUCUUUCUCUCUACCUAUGCAGUUGAACCAAGUGAAGCUGAUUCACUGUCACAAGGCUGUGCGCUUUUCUGCUACUGGCUGCACUAGUGUGCUUAAGCUACAUCGGAGUUUCUUCUCAUGAAAGAAAGCUACAGCGUUGCUGCGACUCGCUGCCUCCAAAAUGAAAGAGAACCUGUCAUCACUGUGAGCUAAGCGUUUUCCUGUCCUGCAAUGCCUUGUUACUGAUUGUGCGUUGCCUGCUAUUAUAGUAGAACCAUCAUGUUGAGUCACUAUUUUACUUUUAGCCUCCACAAAAAGUGCUCAUGUGCCUGCAGGUUUUCUUUCCAACCAGUUCGGCGCUGCACCAGUUGAUCAACUGUUUGGUGUGGAUCCUUCAUGGUUGGUAUGAAAACCUGAGCUCUGGAGCCUCGUCCUGUCUGCAAACAUGACCACAGUUUUGUUAAAAUGAAGCUACCAGUCAUUUGCUUGUUAGAUUUAACUAAGUUCGUUAUAGAUUCUGCAGUCUGUGUAGUUGAAGGUCUUCCAGCUUAGAGUUGUAGAGGUUUGAUGUACUCUGGCGCUGAAAAUGAAAUGUUGCUCAUGGGUUUUUUUUUUUAAAGGAUUUACACCUGAAGGAAGCUUUGUAUGUAUAAGCACCAGAGGUUGGAAAACAGCUAUGAUUUGAUGACAGUGCUUCAAAAAGGUAAAUUUAAUCUAACCACAUCUGUCUGUAGCGUACGUGAGCUUUACCACAGACAACAGAUUUUUCCGUACUUUUAAUUGGCGGGAUCGUGACCUAGCAGGCAGCGUUGCCUCCCCACAGCUCCAGGGUCAUGGAGGUUUGCAAGUAAGUGGAUUGGCUAGGCUGAGCUUAAGUCUGGGUCCACAGCAACCCUGAUCAGGAUGAAAGUAUGGAAGUAUAAGAACAUCUGUAUAACGCUAAUGAAAAUGAUUGCUGAAAGGAUUAAUUAUACUGACUUGGAAUUUUAAUUUCCAAAUACCUUUUAACUGAAAGUUGUAUGAAAUGUUCUACAUUAAUAUUGACCGAAUUCAACAACUGCUCAGAGACUUUUCUCAGCACACAAACAUCAAUUCUUGUCUGUAGUAAUGUCACGCAUGUUACAGAUGGUGGAUGAAAUCUGUCAGAGAAUCAGUUGUGAAAAUAGCAACUUGAUUGAAUUUAAACUCUCUUGUGUGCUUGCACAUCCUGAUUAUCAUGAGGUUUAAAAAGGUACAAUAGGUUUUGUUUUGGCUGCCAUUACUUGCACACUGGAAUCCAAAAGUAAUCUUUUCCAGACUACAAUUUAAAUAACCACGACUUAACACACCGUAGUAUUAAAUAUUUAAUUAAGCACACUUAUAUAUUGUACCUUUAGGCUGAUGAAAUCUAAUUAUGCUCAGUCCAUUGACUCAGUGUGUGUGUCUCUCUAGAGUAUUUACACUGUUUUAUUUCACGCGUCUAAUGUGUUUGUGGCCCCUCAGCAUCUGAAACAAGCCCUGUAUCAUGUUGUACUGUAAGCAUCCUCUAGUGCAUUUGUCUAUAUUUGCGUUACGUUUUUGCUGUUUUGACGCAGAAGUAAUGGUUUACUACUGAAGUGAUACUGUGAGCAGGAACACUAAAGUAUACAAGUGACUUUCCCUUUAUACAUGCCAAAUGAAGAAAAAAAAAGUCCAGACAAAAUGGAAGGGGAUGAAUGUAUUUUCACAAAUAAAAUACAAUAUGACUUCAUUUGUUCAAUUUAUUGAAUACUGCCACUGUGACUCGGUACAUCAUUGCAUGUCAGAAAAACAUUGCAUAAGCAACUUGAAUCGAAGCAAAGUCUAUUGGAUUUCAGCACAAAUACUGAAACAGUCAAGUGCAAAUUCAUUGGAAGUGACUUUAAGAGGAGAAUUAGUUAUUGCUUGUUCCUUUCCAGGCUUUAAAAUAUUGCACAGAAGACAUUCUAAUGGUUUGUUCUAUAAAGGAGAAACAGUACAGUGUUGCAACCAUUCAACAAAUAUUACAAAAAUCGUUUAAAAACUAAGUGUUCUAAACCAUACACAUGCGCACUUUUUUUUUUUGAAUUGCUUGAU